Molecule: messenger RNA, 642 nt
Organism: Exophiala dermatitidis NIH/UT8656
Lineage: Eukaryota; Fungi; Ascomycota; Eurotiomycetes; Chaetothyriales; Herpotrichiellaceae
Product: Ras-like protein
Exons: 3
Coding region: 1-642 (213 amino acids)
Biological process (GO): signal transduction
Cellular component (GO): plasma membrane
Molecular function (GO): GTP binding; GTPase activity; GDP binding
Source: RefSeq, a predicted model, not a curated record
AUGGCUUCAAAGUUUCUCCGGGAAUAUAAACUAGUCGUAGUAGGAGGUGGAGGCGUGGGAAAAUCAUGCUUGACUAUUCAGCUCAUACAAAGUCAUUUUGUGGACGAAUACGAUCCUACGAUUGAAGACUCAUAUCGCAAGCAAUGCAUGAUUGACGACGAGACGGCCCUUCUCGAUGUCCUCGAUACCGCCGGACAAGAAGAAUAUUCCGCGAUGCGAGAGCAAUACAUGCGGACGGGUGAAGGCUUCUUGCUUGUCUAUUCCAUAACCUCUCGACAGUCUUUUGAAGAAAUCAUGACUUUUCAGCAACAGAUCCUGCGUGUGAAAGAUAAGGAUUACUUCCCAAUGAUUCUGGUGGGCAACAAGUGCGAUCUUGAGUCGGAGAGACAAGUUUCGAAAGAGGAGGGAGCCGCACUGGCUCGACAGUUCGGAUGCAAGUUCAUUGAGACGUCGGCCAAGUCGAGAAUACAUGUGGACGACGCCUUCUACGACCUAGUAAGGGAGAUUCGACGAUACAAUCGGGAGAUGGCGGGAUACUCGGCCGGCGCGCCUCAACUUGGUUCACAUGGUCCCGGUCAAAAACUGGAGAUGGAUCAUCAAGCACAAAGUGCAGGAUGUUGUAGCAGAUGUGUGGUCAUGUAA